Molecule: messenger RNA, 1433 nt
Organism: Ipomoea nil (Japanese morning glory)
Lineage: Eukaryota; Viridiplantae; Streptophyta; Magnoliopsida; Solanales; Convolvulaceae
Product: transcription factor MYB44-like
Exons: 1
Coding region: 188-1120 (310 amino acids)
Biological process (GO): regulation of DNA-templated transcription
Cellular component (GO): nucleus
Molecular function (GO): DNA-binding transcription factor activity, RNA polymerase II-specific; RNA polymerase II cis-regulatory region sequence-specific DNA binding
Source: RefSeq, a predicted model, not a curated record
ACGUGUGAUUCGUAGGUGUCCUCCCAGAUUUCACAGCUCGACGCGUGUCCCAUGCCAACUCAACUCGUAACUGUCAACCGGCCGCCGUUCCUGUCUUCCCCUUCUUAUAUCUUCUCUCUUCUCAGACGCUUCACCGCAUAAUAUAAUUUUCUCGGUUUCUUUUUUCUUCUUCUUUGGUCGCGAGUUUAUGGAGGAGAAAAAGGAGGCGGCGGCGGAUAGGAUUAAGGGUCCCUGGAGUCCAGAAGAGGAUGAGAUGUUGGAGAGGUUGGUGGAGAAGUACGGGCCGAGGAACUGGUCGCUCAUCGGGAAUUCUAUUCCGGGACGGUCUGGGAAGUCGUGCCGGCUCCGGUGGUGUAAUCAGCUUUCGCCGGAAGUGGAGCACCGGCCGUUUACGGCGGAGGAGGAUGAGACGAUCAUCCGGGCGCAUGCGAAGUUCGGGAAUAAGUGGGCCACCAUAGCCCGGUUGCUUAGUGGCCGGACGGAUAACGCCAUUAAGAAUCACUGGAAUUCUACUCUGAAACGCAAGUGCGGUUCCGUGUCGUCGGAAAACUUGAGCUUUGAGCCGCCGCCGCCGCGUGGGCUGCCGCUCAAGAGAUCUUCUAGCGACGGCCUCGGGGUGAACAUGUCCGGUCUUCAUCUCAGCCCUUCCGACUCCGAUUUUAGCGAUAUCUAUAACCCCAUCGCCAGAACCGGCGGCGGGAAACUCCCGCUCCCGCUCCCUCCUCAUUUUCCGACGAUGGAAACGCCGCCGUCGUUGUCGUCCGACCCGGUUACCUCUCUGAGUCUCUCUUUGCCCGGAUCCAACGAAGCUCCACCGUUGAUAAACCGACGCAAUCAUCUCCUCCCUAUUCCCCAGCUUCCCCAGGUGUCUCCGCCUGCAAAAGUUUAUUUACCCCCACAGCCGCCUCAGAGCUUCCAGUUCGCCGCUCCACCGCCGCCGCAAACGGCGGAGAAGCCUUUCUUCAGCCCGGAGUUCUUAGCAGAGCUGCAGGAGAUGAUAAGGAAAGAAGUGAGGAACUACAUGUCCGGGGUUGAACACAACGGCCUCUGUACGCAGGCUGAUGAAGCAAUUCAAAAUGCGGCGGCGCAGCGUAUCGGCAUUUGGCACCGGCAAGAUUGAACACUGGGGUUCUAAAAUUGACAGUCUCGGAUCAGUUUCACCUUCGUCUGUAGAAUUUCGCCGGAUAAUUUUGCAGAAAUAUACAGACUAGAGAGAGAAGAGAAAAGAAAAUCAGUCCAACCAAAAAAAAAAAAAAAAAUUUACUAAUUUCUAUAAUGAAUUCUAGGCCGUGAAAAUCAUGUUUUUAGGGAGGUUCUACAAGUAGCAGUUCAGUUAUGACAGUUAAAUGAGAAGGGUCUGUAACGUAGAAUUCAUAAUGGGUAAUGUUUUUUUUUUUUACUCUAUUUUACUAUAACAAACACUUUAUGGUUGA